Molecule: messenger RNA, 1002 nt
Organism: Colletotrichum orchidophilum
Lineage: Eukaryota; Fungi; Ascomycota; Sordariomycetes; Glomerellales; Glomerellaceae
Product: 3-ketoacyl-CoA reductase
Exons: 2
Coding region: 1-1002 (333 amino acids)
Biological process (GO): fatty acid elongation
Cellular component (GO): endoplasmic reticulum
Molecular function (GO): ketoreductase activity
Source: RefSeq, a predicted model, not a curated record
AUGGGCGGAAUUGCUGAUCAACUGGCCUAUGUGCCGCAGCCCGUCCAGCUUUUGCUUGCUGGCAUUGGCGCCCUCUUUCUUACCUCCAAGGCCCUGAGCUACGUCAAGUUCCUCCUCGGUGUCUUCUUGCUUAGCGGUACCAGCCUUCGCAAGUAUGGCAAGCCUGGCACUUGGGCUGUUGUGACCGGUGCAUCCGACGGUCUCGGCAAGGAGUUCGCCUACCAGCUCGCCAGCAAGGGCUUCAACCUCGUCCUUGUUUCCCGAACCCAGUCGAAGCUCGAAACCCUCGCGCACGAGCUCGAAGCCAAGUUCGAAGGCAAGAUCCAGGUCAAGAUCCUCGCCAUGGACUUCUCUCGCGACGACAACACCGACUACGACAGGCUCGCUCAGCUCGUCAACGGCCUCGAUGUCGGCGUCCUCAUCAACAAUGUCGGCCAGAGCCACAGCAUCCCCGUCCCCUUCCUCGAGACCGCACGCAGCGAGCUCCAGAACAUUGUCGCCAUCAACUGCCUCGGCACCUUGAAGACCACCCAGGUCGUCGCCCCCAUCAUGCAGCAGCGCAAGCGCGGUCUCAUCCUCACCAUGGGCUCCUUUGCCGGCUGGAUGCCCACCCCGUACUUGGCUACCUACUCCGGCAGCAAGGCCUUCCUGCAGCACUGGAGCAGCUCUCUCGCGGCUGAGUUGAAGCCCCAGGGAAUUGAUGUCGAGCUUGUCCUCAGCUACCUCAUCACCACCGCCAUGAGCAAGGUCCGUCGCUCGAGCGCCAUGAUCCCGACACCUAAGAACUUUGUCCGUGCCACUCUCAGCAAGAUUGGCUCUGGCAGCUACCAGAACUUUGCCUACACCUACACUCCUUGGUGGACGCACGCUCUCAUGCUGUGGGCUGUGGAGAGCACGAUUGGUGCCGCUCACUACCUGGCUAUCUGGUUCAACCUCAAGAUGCACGUCGACAUCCGCAACCGUGCUCUCAGGAAGGCGGCCCGCGAAGCCAAGAAGCAGUAA